AUGAAGUCCGCGCUGUGCAGCCGCUUCUUCAUCCUCCUGCCCUGGAUCCUGAUCGUCAUCAUCAUGCUCGACGUGGACACGCGCAGGCCCUCGCCCCCGCUCACCCCGCGUCCCUACUUCUCUCCCUAUGCGCUGGGCCGCGGGGGCGCCCGACUCCCGCUGCGCCGGGCCGGCCUGGGGCGCGGCUGGGAGAAGCGCAACGCCUCUCGCCCGCCGCCGCCACCCGAGCUGCCCACCAUCUAUGCCAUCACGCCCACCUACAGCCGCCCGGUGCAGAAAGCCGAGCUGACCCGCCUGGCCAACACGUUCCGCCAGGUGGCGCAGCUGCACUGGAUCCUGGUGGAGGACGCGGCGGCGCGCAGCGAGCUGGUGAGCCGCUUCCUGGCGCGGGCCGGGCUGCCCUGCACGCACCUGCACGUGCCCACGCCGCGGCGCUACAAGCGGCCCGGGCUGCCGCGCGCCACCGAGCAGCGCAACGCCGGCUUGGCCUGGCUGCGCCAGCGGCACCGGCACCAGCACCAGCGCGCGCAGCCAGGCGUGCUCUUCUUCGCCGACGACGACAACACCUACAGUCUGGAGCUCUUCCAGGAGAUGCGAACCACGCGCAAGGUCUCCGUCUGGCCAGUGGGCCUGGUUGGCGGGCGACGCUAUGAACGUCCGUUGGUGGAAAAUGGCAAAGUCGUCGGCUGGUACACGGGCUGGAGGGCAGACCGACCUUUCGCCAUUGACAUGGCAGGAUUCGCUGUAAGCCUUCAAGUCAUCUUGUCCAACCCCAAAGCUGUGUUUAAGCGUCGUGGGUCCCAGCCAGGGAUGCAAGAAUCUGACUUUCUAAAGCAGAUAACGACAGUUGAAGAGCUGGAACCGAAAGCGAGCAACUGCACCAAGGUCCUCGUGUGGCACACUCGGACAGAGAAGGUCAACCUGGCCAACGAGCCCAAGUACCACCUGGACACAGUGAAGAUUGAGGUAUGAAGUGGUGCCGUCCAGCAGCCCUGGGCAAGGACGAGGAGGACGUGUGCGGUCAGGCUGCGGGCGCCCAGGUGUCAGUCACCUUCCUCGGGACAACGGCCGUCAUCGCCACCCGCCGGACACCUGCUUCCGGAGAGCUGGUCAGUUCACAGAUGCUGAUUGGAUGGCGUCACACGUGUGCUUUUGUCUUCAUUUGUCCUGCAUGUUCCCCCCACAACUAAACUGGAAGACCUCUGCACAGUACAGCUAAUGGCUGCAGGGUACCAUUCUGAGAAUCUUAUAUACUUUCUUUUUUCCCCCCAUUGGCCUUAUAGUUAGUAGAAACGAACAGGCUUCAGAAACAGAUGACAAGUAUUUUGUCAACUAAACGUCCCCCAUCCCUAACUUUGCAAUGUUAAGUAAUUUUUGUAAGGUUGGUGACAGUAUAUACAUCAUAGGAAAU
This is a messenger RNA of Camelus dromedarius (Arabian camel), 1411 nucleotides long. It is a transcript of the gene B3GAT2, whose product is annotated as beta-1,3-glucuronyltransferase 2. Gene Ontology annotation, biological process: chondroitin sulfate proteoglycan biosynthetic process; carbohydrate metabolic process. Lineage: Eukaryota; Metazoa; Chordata; Mammalia; Artiodactyla; Camelidae. The coding region runs from base 1 to 972 and encodes 323 amino acids. The transcript has 4 exons. The record is from RefSeq and is a predicted model, not a curated record. Gene Ontology annotation, molecular function: galactosylgalactosylxylosylprotein 3-beta-glucuronosyltransferase activity. Gene Ontology annotation, cellular component: Golgi membrane.